Molecule: messenger RNA, 4600 nt
Organism: Callithrix jacchus (white-tufted-ear marmoset)
Lineage: Eukaryota; Metazoa; Chordata; Mammalia; Primates; Cebidae
Gene: WSCD2
Product: WSC domain containing 2
Source: RefSeq, a predicted model, not a curated record
GAUGACCAGUCACUUCCCGCUCCACACUGUGGGUCCUCCACUGUAGGAUGGGGAGCUCACAGUUCCUACCUCAGCAGGCUGUUGCGAGGACUGAGAUGGUGCCUAGAGGGUGCUGAGUGUGGAGUUUAGCAAAGAGCAAAGCUCAGCGGUGCCAGCACCAAGGCUACCUGCUUUUGGGUUCUGUGUGUGGGCAGAUAUCUGGGUGCCGUUUUCCCAAGGGAGGCUGGCCUCGUCCCACUGAGCACCAGGUGAUCCCGGACUGCAUGUCAGGCCCCGUGUUCUCUCCAAUCACCUGACACUGCAGUCCCCGCCCCCACUUUGCUUUCUCAUAAAAUCUCUGCUGGACCAGCCACUCCUAGUGGGGAGCCCAGGGUGGUCUGCGAGCGCUGGAUACACCCAGCUGCUGCAUCGCCGGGCAUCAGGAGCUGGAGAUAUUUGCUUGUGUGUUCUCCACCGCCCAAAGCCAGGUGGGCAUUCUGCAACAAAAUGUCUGGAGUAAGACAUUUCUAUGGUUAUGUGACCAAAAUACAACUCAAAUGGACUUUCUAACAAGAGAAGGAUUUAUUUUGGCUCAGAGACAUCAAAAUUCACAAGGGAUUGCUUCAGGUAGCAGCACUGAGUCCUGAUGCCUGACUGGAUGGAAACCUAUCAGCUUCUGUUCCCAUGAGGUAGACAGGCCUUAGUCUUCAGCGGGGAAAGAGGCCAGAAACAAGGACCCCGGUGAAAUAACCCAGAUUCCUUGGUCUGAGAAGCAGAGGAAGGACGAGAAGUGAGCUGCAGCUGCUGGCGAUCCUCAGAAACCUCCAAUUGCUAUUCUCACCGUUCUUUGGGAACACUCUGAAGUGAAGAGCAAUAUGUAGGAAAAUGGGACCGAAUCAUGUGUUUCCUGAGCCUCAAAACCUCUUUCUUGGCCCAAAGAAGCUCACCUUGACUUUGGGAGGGCAGGUAAGCUCCGUCCUUCCCCAUGGCCUCAGCGAAGCUUUGAACUCACCCCCCCCUUCUGGCCUUUGGGAUUACUUUUUCAGGAAGAGUGAGACUGAGGACCCCCAAGUGUUCCAUCCCUAAAAAAAGCUUGGGAAACCAAGCCCCUUCCAUCCCCUCCCAAGCAUCCCAGCCAGUCCCCAGAGAGCCAGUCCGGAAUGAUCCCGCUAUGGCGAAGCUCUGGUUCAAAUUCCAGCGGUACUUCCGCCGGAAACCCGUGCGCUUCUUUACCUUCCUGGCACUCUACCUGACUGCCGGGAGCCUCGUCUUCCUUCACUCUGGCUUUGUGGGCCAGCCCGCCGUCUCGGAGAACCAGGCGAACCCCGCCGCCACAGGAGGCCUGGCUGAGGGUGCUGAGCUGCCCUUCCUGGGCGACAUGCAUCUGGGCAGAGGCUUCCGGGACACAGGUGAAGCCUCAAGCAUCGCUCGCAGGUACGGACCCUGGUUCAAGGGCAAGGAUGGGAAUGAGAGAGCCAAGCUUGGCGACUACGGUGGAGCCUGGAGCCGAGCCCUCAAGGGGAGGGUCGUCCGGGAGAAGGAGGAAGAGCGAGCCAAGUACAUCGGCUGCUACCUGGAUGACACCCAGAGUCGGGCCCUUCGAGGAGUGUCCUUUUUUGACUACAAAAAGAUGACCAUCUUCCGUUGCCAGGACAACUGUGCUGAACGGGGUUACCUGUAUGCCGGGCUGGAGUUCGGCGCCGAGUGCUACUGUGGCCACAAGAUCCAGGCGGCAAACGUGAGCGAGGCAGAGUGCGACAUGGAGUGCAAGGGCGAGAGAGGCAGCGUGUGCGGCGGCGCCAACCACCUCUCCGUCUACCGGCUGCAGCUGGCCCAGGAGUCAGCCCGCAGGUAUGGAAGUGCAGUGUUCCGGGGCUGCUUUCGCAGGCCUGACAACCUUUCCCUGGCCUUACCCGUGACAGCUGCCAUGCUGAACAUGUCCGUGGACAAAUGCGUGGACUUCUGCACAGAGAAGGAGUACCCGCUGGCAGCUCUUGCAGGCAACGCCUGCCACUGUGGGUUUCCCACCACCCGAUUCCCGCUCCAUGACAGAGAGGAUGAGCAGCUCUGUGCCCAGAAGUGCAGCGCGGAGGAGUUUGAGAGCUGCGGGACUCCUAGUUACUUCAUUGUGUACCAGACACAAGUCCAAGACAACCGUUGCAUGGACAGAAGGUUCCUGCCAGGCAAGUCCAAGCAGCUCAUUGCUUUGGCCAGCUUCCCAGGUGCCGGCAACACGUGGGCUCGCCACCUCAUUGAGCUGGCCACAGGCUUCUACACUGGCAGCUACUACUUCGAUGGCUCCCUCUACAACAAAGGGUUUAAAGGUGAGCGGGACCACUGGCGCAGCGGACGGACCAUCUGCAUCAAGACGCACGAAAGCGGCCAGAAAGAGAUAGAGGCCUUCGACGCCGCCAUCCUGCUCAUCCGCAACCCGUACAAAGCCCUCAUGGCUGAGUUCAACCGCAAGUACGGUGGCCACAUAGGCUUUGCCGCGCAUGCCCACUGGAAGGGCAAAGAGUGGCCGGAGUUUGUGAGGAACUAUGCCCCAUGGUGGGCCACUCACACACUGGACUGGCUCAAAUUUGGCAAGAAGGUGCUGGUGGUGCACUUUGAGGACCUGAAGCAGGACCUCUUCGUCCAGUUGGGCCGGAUGGUCAGUCUGCUGGGUGUGGCUGUCAGGGAGGACCGGCUGCUCUGUGUGGAGAGCCAGAAGGAUGGAAACUUCAAGCGCUCGGGGCUCCGGAAGCUUGAGUAUGACCCCUACACCGCGGACAUGCAGAAGACCAUCUCUGCCUACAUCAAGAUGGUGGACACAGCCCUCAAAGGGAGGAACCUCACAGGUGUCCCUGAUGACUAUUACCCAAGAUGAUGUGUCCGCAUGGGGGGAGGGUAGACUAGGAGUCCUGACCAUGCAGGCCCUGUGGACUCAAGACCCCUGGUGACCCCACUGAUCUGUCCUCUCUUUGGUUUGGGGACAAUCCCCUUGACUGUUCUUUGCCUUCAAUGAGUUUCCUGCAUGACAGAGGAGGCUCAAGGGAAGAGAUUGUCCAGGCACUAAAACCCUACUCACAUGUUCCCCUCUUGGCAAUGUGGGGCAUCUGGUUUGGGGGGUCCUAGUUACAUGGGCUCUUUUCUGUCCCCUGUGCCCCUGCCCCUGCCACUCUGGGUUCUGCUUGUGGGAGGGAGGGCUCAUCAGCUUCAAGGAGACUUGCUGGAUGCCCCAUGGCCUGGGGGACUUUUGUAAAAAUGUGGUCCCAGAUGCUUGUCCUUUCUGGGCUGAGCUUUCGUAGCCCCGUUCUCAUCUCCACGCAAGAAGCACUGGCACUGACAUUUAACUCAGGCCACCUUCCAUUCUAAAGAAAGAUUGCUGGGAAGUUUCUCCGUGGCCUUAGGCUUCUGACAUCCUGGAUAGAGUGGGGAGGCAAUGGUGCUCAUGGCAGGUUAAUUGGAGACACCAAGUGGGGCUGUUGGUGUCAUGGGCCAACCCCCAGGCCACACUGCUUCUCAGAAACAAGCUGCUUGCCUUUCCACCUCCAGGGCAUAAACCCUGCCCCCUUCUGUCCAUGCUGGGUCUAGGAAGUAACCUUGGGAUCCUGAUCCCAAAUCCAAGGAACCUCAGGCACCACCAGUGAACCCACAAGGAUGGUCACCUGCCAACUGCAGAAUCUGAGUUGAGAGAGAGCCCCAGUGAUACAUCUCUCCAUGAUGGGCUUCAGUCAGUCUUACACUGCCCUUCUGACCCUUACAGAUGGGUCCUUUGCUAUCUAGGGGAGACAGCAAGAGUGCUCUUAAUCAGAUGAAACCAUACCCAAAAUGGAACCCCACUACCUUCCCAGACCACCUGUCUCCCCUUGAUCAUAGUCCAACAGGCCAGAUUCCCUUGGGGGGGCCCUUUAAGGAAUGGGGUGAAUGAAAUUGUGUUAUUUCUAUACAAACACUGCUCUCUUGAUGCUGAGAUGCCAAACCAAAGGAUUUCUGAGGACCUGAAUCACGGAGCAUCAAUCUUACAAAGUGUUGGUCCAGGGUCCCAUCUCUUCUCCAACCCCUGGACACCAGUGGCUUCCCACCAGCUCCACACCUGCACCAUCCAUCAUUGUGUAGAUGAAAAAGCCAUAGAUCACAGCCUCUUUGCUAUUCUGUUGGAGCAGCCUCCCUAAGUGGUCCCUCUGAAGCCUUGGGGUGCAGGUAAAUGCUCAUUCCCAAGUAGCAAAGAGACCACGGAGAAAGUGCGUGUAAAGAGAUAUAUUUUUGUAUGAGGAAUAUGAUUAAUACAUUCCGUCCCUUGGAAUCUGGCCAUGCAAAGAAAAGGGCACAGGGAUUAGACCUGUGCCACCCUUCCCCAAUUCCCUCAUCUGUAGGAUUUGGGCUGCCCCAGGCCCACCCAGGGGGCUCUGAAUGUAUUUUGUACCGUGUUUCUUUACCCCAGGUGAAUUUCUAGUCUUUUCCAUGAAGCAGUGGAGGGUUUGGUCUCCCUUCCAUUGGGAGUUCGGCUCUCUCUGGGAGAUUCUUGGUCCAAGACCUAGGUCAGUUCUUUGCUGGUGGUCCCCUCUGACCACAAGCUUCCGUCUGACAAUUCCUCAGGUCAACACCAUCAUUAAAUGCGAGUUUUGUUGAUGAUUCU